AGGUGAUCUACAAGACUCGCCAUGUGAAGGUGCAGCACAUCUACGACUGCAAAGCCGGCUUCAACAACUGGAAUUCCGGUUGGUCUUCAGCCAAGAAAAGCUGGUGCUGCUCCCAUGAGAGUCGAGGAUGCCCAGGCGACCAUUCGGGAAGCCUUACGAAGACCUAUGUCACACACGUGACGGAGGGCCGUCCUCACACCGUAUACCACACCCACCAUUACGUGACCCACCAUGUGUCCCAUGAGUAUGUGCCCACACACGUUGUCCACCACUGGGGUGGUUCGGGCCAUUUCGGUGGUGACAGCUAUGGAUCUGGAUCUGGAGCGACCACUGUUGUCCAUCACUACUCUGGCUCCGGCUCCUCUGGCUCCUGGGGUGGUUCCAGUGGCGGAAGCUCCCAUUCCUUUGGCGGCUCCGGGUCUUUCAGCGGAUCCCACUCCAUCGGAGGCUCGGGGUCUUUCUCCCACAGCUUUUCGAUGAGCUCCAGCUCCGACGGGGGGCACGCACGUCGAUUGCAAGAGAUUGAGAAUGGAGAGGUCGAUGGUGGAGACAGCACCAUUGAGGGUGGAGACAGCACCAUUGAGGGUGGAGACAGUAGCAUUGGAGGUGAGGCCAUUGAGGGUGGAGACAGCACCAUUGAGGGUGGAGACAGCACCGUUGAAGGUGAGGCCAUCGAGGGUGGAGACAGCACCAUUGAGGGUGGAGA
Molecule: messenger RNA, 706 nt
Organism: Durusdinium trenchii
Lineage: Eukaryota; Dinophyceae; Suessiales; Symbiodiniaceae
Source: the annotation of a GenBank genome assembly